Zingiber officinale is the source of this 843-nucleotide messenger RNA. RefSeq lists its product as uncharacterized. Lineage: Eukaryota; Viridiplantae; Streptophyta; Magnoliopsida; Zingiberales; Zingiberaceae. The transcript has 4 exons. The record is from RefSeq and is a predicted model, not a curated record. The coding region runs from base 191 to 637 and encodes 148 amino acids.
AUAAUAUAAUUUCUGAUUUACAAUUUACAGCAAACCAACUAGGCCUUAGAAUCCGCCUCUCGAGCCGCCGCCGCCGUUUUGUUCCAAGUCACCGCCCCUCACUGGGUAUUUGCGGCGUUGCUGCUCCUCUCCUGGAAGCCACGCCACGCGACGCCCCUUCUGAUCCGCCAGACUUCCACUGAGUCCCUCGAUGGCUAAGGCAUUCAAUGUUCAGAAACUUAUCAAGAAACUUGGGUUUGAAAAAGGGGACUUCUACUUCGUGAAGCAGAUGGGGAAAGCUUUGCUAUGCACCUAUGCUAUCUUUGGUCUUGCUUGGUGGUGUAAUGAAACUAAUGUAUUUGGUUGGUGGAAUAUUCAGAUACGGCCAAAGGAAGAGACAGAGUUGGCCCACCUCUACGAGCGCAUAAGGUAUCCAUAUCCAGGCGACAAAGAGGCAUUUGAUGAGUUUGUUAAAAGUGGCGGAGCCAUUGGCACAACCGUCGGACCCAAAGGAUUUAUAGACAGUGACAAAGAUACGGAAAACCUGCAAAAACAACUGCAAUCUCAAAAAUUUGAACACGAAGCUCAAAAGCUGUGGUUUCGAAUGAGAAAUGAAGUCAUUCAAGAGCUGCAAGAGAAGGGCUUUGACAUGGAAUGAAAUUGUACAGCAAAAGAUGGAUCAGUGCUGAUCUGUAUCGAUUGCUGCUUCUACUUUCUUGCUAAAUUUUCAAACUACCCCAAAAUAAGGUGCGAUAUUCCUUUUCUAACUUAAAUCUUUCUAGUUGAUAUCUACUGUAAUGUAAAAAAUUCUUCUUGUAGCAUUUAAAAUUGUUGCUGCUAUUUAUACUUCGGAAGCUUCCUGCA